Molecule: messenger RNA, 791 nt
Organism: Erythranthe guttata (spotted monkey flower)
Lineage: Eukaryota; Viridiplantae; Streptophyta; Magnoliopsida; Lamiales; Phrymaceae
Product: kunitz trypsin inhibitor 5
Molecular function (GO): endopeptidase inhibitor activity
Source: RefSeq, a predicted model, not a curated record
AUGUACGUAAGAACUAACAAUGAAGACAACAGCUACUCACCUCUCACUCUGCUUCAUCCUCUUCUCCAUUCACACCAUCCCUCUACUCUCUUCAGCUGCAGAAGCACCCCCUCCGGUGCUCGACAUCUCCGGAAAAGAGCUCCGGGCCGGAGUCAACUACUACAUACUGCCGGUCAUACGAGGCCGAGGUGGCGGCCUCUCAUUGGCCAGCACCGGCAACAACACUUGCCCACUCAGCGUCGUCCAAGAACAAUCGGAACUCAAAAAGGGGCUCCCGUUGACUUUUCACCCCGUUGACCCCAAGAAAGGCGUGGUCCGUUUAUCGACCGAUCACAACAUCAAGUUUUCCGCUUCCACGAUAUGCGUACAGUCAACAGUGUGGAGGCUCGAUAAUGAUGAGUCGACGGGAAAGUAUUUCGUAAAUACGGGAGGAGUGGAAGGGAAUCCAGGGAGUGGAAGUAUAAGCAACUGGUUCAAGAUCGAAGCGUAUGGAAGUAGUGAUUACAAGCUUUUGUUUUGCCCGACUGUUUGCAAUUUCUGCAAAGUAAUAUGCAGAGAUGUGGGGAUUGUGGUGCAAGAUGGGAAGAGGCGUUUGGGGCUCACGCUCACCGAUGAUGUCACCCCAUUUCCGAUUAUGUUUAAGAAAGCUUGAAACCUUUGGUUUACGUACUUAGCUUUGUGACAAUAAUAAUAAUUAAUAAAUAUGCAAUAAACCUUUUUCAAUUGUCAAGAGUGCUUUGUUGUAUAUGUUUUUUCUUUUUCUUGAAGAAUCAAUAAAACUUUUUUUUUUU